AUGACUCCUGUCAAGAUAGCGAGUAUCUCUCGCGUGGAUCUCAAGGGCUUCGAAGAAACUACACCAUCGAUCACAGAUGUCAAGCACCUGUCAUCCUAUAACUGGAUAGAUUCUGAGACUCCUACUAUUGCCAUCCCGGGCUGCCCACCAUUAUGGUCACCACCGAAAGGUACCCGAAAGGUACCAAAAGAUUCUGGGUGUAUUUAUAUAGCUCAAAAUGCAGCUCGACACCCAGAAAGCCCUCUGGAACCUCUGUUCCGUGCUCUAUACACAACUCACCCUUCGUUCGAUAUUGGUGCCGUUGAUCUCGUAACAGAUCGAAAUAACAUCCGCAAGCUCCUAUCCUUUAUCAAUCCUAGUCUAUCAAAGAAUGGGCUUGAGCCUUUCACCAUCGAAGUGGAAGUCACGGGCAAGACGGCGGUCUUCUGUCGUGCAGAGACCGAGACAGUUAGAUUCCUCGGACCCAGAGACUUUGUGGGCUUUGGUCAUGAGUUUGAAAAGGCAUACACCCGAGACCAAGUUAACGGAAGUACUGGCCACCAUAGGAUCAUCAGUUACUUUUUUGGUGGGCUCAGACUCAUCGUUCGCUAUGAAACGGAUGGAUACAUUGAUCCGUUAUCGGGUUCCCCUGUUGUCGGCAUGGAUCAGGUUGAUCUAUCCAGUAUGAUCCAGUCGCUAUCUCUUCGUCCCUCUAAAUGCGUCCCCUGUGGCACUUCGGGGCAGUCUAAGUUGCUGCUGAGGCAUGAGGGUCGAACUGUGGCAGCUGACUCGAUACUUGAGAUCAAAACGCGUGUGGCUCAUAAACCGAUCAGCGUACAGGAGGUCCUUCCCCAGCUCUGGGUAUCGCAGACCCCGAAUAUAGUACGCGCAUACCAUAAAAACGGGGUGUUUGCACCACCAAAAGUGGAGAACGUCGUAGCUGAGAUUAAGAAAUGGGAAGAAUCUCAUCGAGAAGACCUGAGGAGACUAGGUUCACUGUUCAAAAAGUUGAUUGACAUAGUGAAGAGAAGCGGGGGUAAGGCUUCUGCGCGAUAUGAUCGCCAGAAGGAUAGGUUAGAGGUCUGGACAGCUGCUACGGUGAAAAUGCUACCGGAUGACCUUUACUCGAAACUGGACUAUGGUGACGCAGAAGAUGCACCCCAUGAAAGAGCGCCAGCCGGAUAG
This is a messenger RNA of Aspergillus niger, 1164 nucleotides long. RefSeq lists its product as uncharacterized. NCBI's taxonomy places the organism in Eukaryota, Fungi, Ascomycota, Eurotiomycetes, Eurotiales, Aspergillaceae. The coding region runs from base 1 to 1164 and encodes 387 amino acids. The transcript has a single exon. The record is from RefSeq and is a predicted model, not a curated record.